AUGAGUUGGUCUGCAUUUCUAGGGACUGUGGUGGCACUUGUGGCUGGGUGUUACUUGCUCGAGGGCAUCAUUUUCUCAAGACGCGAUGCCCAGGAGCCGCCUUACAUCCGCCCUCGCAUACCACUCAUCGGGCACGUUCUUGACUGCCUGAAGAAGGGAACACCUUACUUCAGCGACGUGGAGGCCAGAUUCCCCCAUCUUGCCAUCUUCUCCCUGCCCAUCUUCUCGUUCAAGCUCUAUAUUGUCGCGGAUCGCCAAGUUUUUGCAGCCGUUCAACGCAAUGCCAAGACGGUUUCCUUCGCGCCUUUUGCCAAGAAGUUCGCAAAGAUCCUUGCCAAUGUCUCGGACAGGACUGUGAGAGCAUUCGACUCUUUGUCAGUAGACGAGGAGACGCGCAGCUUCGCCCGUCAAGUCCACCAGCUCCAGGCAGCUACUCUUUCAAAUGGUUCCUCGCUGGACCGCCUCAACAUCACCACGGCGCAGGAGAAACUGAGGCUGGUGGACGAGCUCGUCCUGGAGUCCACGAAGGAUCCGGCGCAUAUUGAAUUGUACGACUGGGUCCAACAUCUCGUUUCUGUCUCAGCCACCACUGGCUUCUACGGGCCUCAGAACCCAUACAAAGACCCCCAGCAUGAGAAGGAUUUCUGGACAUUCAACGACCAGAUCCCCCUUAUCUCAUCCGGCUUGGCUUGGCUCUUUGCCCCCAAGGCGCACAAGGCCCGCAACGAUCAUUCCGCGAGGUACCGUGCCUACUUCCGCGCCGGAGGUGUCGAAACCGCAUCCGACUUCAUAAAGGAGAGGACCCGCGUCCUCAUCGAGAAUGGCGCUCCCCCAAUGGAAGCGGCUUCCAUGAACACCGGCCUCGACGUCGCCCUCAUCAGCAACUACGCCGGGAUCGCAUUCUGGACCGUCUACCACGUCCUGUCUCAACCGGGGCUUCUCGAGGCCGUGAGAGAUGAGGCAGAGAAGGCGGUCGUCAGGGGCGAGAAGGAGGGUGACUACACUCUCGACGUGUCGGUCCUUCGCACCUCGUGUCCGCUUCUCGUCUCGGUGUUGCAGGAAACACAGCGCUUGAAGACGACGAUCGCCAAUACUCGGGAGGUGAUCAGUGACACGAGCAUCAGUGUGGGAGGCAGGGAUUACAAGUUCAAGAAGGGGAACUAUGUGCAACUUCAUUGUCCUCCUGUUCUGCGCAGCAAGGAGCUAUGGGGCGAGGACGCAGACGACUUUGACCCACGCAGGUUCAUCCGGAUGCGCAAGGACAACGACCCAGCCGGCGGCGUCGUGCCCCCGAACCAGCUCCCGGCCAUGUCCUUGCCCGUCUGGGGCGUGGCGCCGCACGUCUGCCCCGCGCGGUUCUACGCGAGCACGGGCGUGCUGGUCCUGGUCGCCCUGGUCGCCCUGAGGCUUGACGUCUCUCCGGCCGGCGAGGGGCGCGCGGGUCAGGCGUGGGGGACGCUCCAGGACGGGUUCAACUUCUCGGCUGUGUCGCGGCCGACGACGCCGGUGCGCGUGUCUGUGAGGUCGAGGGAGGACCGGAGGGGGAAUUGGAAGGUCGUCGUGGGGAAGCCUGAGACCAGGCUGCAGUUUUCUGUCGCCUGA
Diaporthe citri is the source of this 1602-nucleotide messenger RNA. RefSeq lists its product as uncharacterized. The record is from RefSeq and is a predicted model, not a curated record. The coding region runs from base 1 to 1602 and encodes 533 amino acids. Gene Ontology annotation, molecular function: oxidoreductase activity, acting on paired donors, with incorporation or reduction of molecular oxygen; monooxygenase activity; heme binding. Lineage: Eukaryota; Fungi; Ascomycota; Sordariomycetes; Diaporthales; Diaporthaceae. The transcript is spliced from 4 exons.